Phlebotomus argentipes is the source of this 7218-nucleotide messenger RNA. Its product is annotated as junctophilin-1. NCBI's taxonomy places the organism in Eukaryota, Metazoa, Arthropoda, Insecta, Diptera, Psychodidae. Bases 1204 to 4197 code for a protein of 997 amino acids. The transcript is spliced from 9 exons. Gene Ontology annotation, cellular component: plasma membrane; endoplasmic reticulum membrane; junctional membrane complex. The record is from RefSeq and is a predicted model, not a curated record.
AAAAAGUUGUACAAUACAUCUGAAUCUGGUGAAAAUGUCUCUCUCAAGAGGCGUUUUUCUUCGAGUAUUUUUCGUCUUUUUCCUUUUCAUUUAAUAUAGUUCCCACUCAGUGAACCGAUUUGCCAGUGCUGUCAGUGCAAACGAACGAGAAUUACUUGAUAGUCUUUCCUCUCUUCUUAUAUAUUUUUCUUGAAAUUUUCAACCAUUUCCAACUUAUACGAAAACCCGUGCUUUUCCUCUUCUACUCACUGUGAUGACGUGUUUAUUUUUCUUGUGAUACCCCCAGAUUUUGUGGAAAAGUGAUAGGAAUUUCAAAUCUGCUGUACUUUUAUAUCUCUUCCGCUAAUAAAAUCACGAGAGAGGGAAUUUACCCCACAUUCAAGUUUAAUUCUCACACGUACUUCGCGAAUCCGAAUUAUCGAUAUGUAUAUCAUGUCUUCGACAAAUUAAAUCUCCUGAAACGACAAAAAAGCGAGAGAAAUAGCAAUUUUUCUCAUGUGGUGGUGGGAAAUACCCCAGAGACAGAGACAGUGUGAGGUCAGGGAGAGGGAGAGGAAAGAAUGAUAAUCGCACGAAGCACCUGAAAGCUCCAAUACGCCAGGCUAUUAAUGUUCUCUCCUUCGUCUCGUGCUCCAAAAAGAGAGGAGCUGCUAUGAGUUUGAGUGACAAGGGGAGUCAGUUUGUGACAAUGAUCAAGUGGUUGAAUGACUCCAUCAGCGACAGCAUCAACAUUGACCUCGGCAGUGCUGCGGGAGAAAGUUGUGCUAAAGGAUCUGUCGCGGGGCCAGAGUGCCACUCAUUGAGUGAUUCUCAGAGUCAAUUGCUCAUUAAGCCCUGAUUAUGUGUAAUCCCUGCACAACACCCUCAACAACACCAGCGAGAGUGAAUUUUUUUCCUCCUCAACACCAUCGGAGCUAUUCAAACAGCACAAUGAUACGAUCUUUGUGAUGUUUCCCGGCAUCGGCUAAUUAGAUGGACAAUUAGUAGUGUUUAAAGAUAAGCAGAAAGGAGAGAUGUGGCACGUGCGAGUGUGAUUAAGAGACAGUUGCUAUACAUCCACCUGGAUCAAUCAACUCCGAUCGAUUUUCAUGUGCCAGUGCCUCAAGUGUGAAUAGGAGGAGAGAGCAGCUAGAGUUAUAUGUGAAAUUCCAUCGGGACACGCGCGGAGAGGCCAAAGAGAAGAAAUUGUGGAAGUGAGUGGUAAUGCAAUCACAUGAAAUAGCAUCAACAUCGAUGUCUCAGCAUCAACAGCAGCAGAUGAAUAAUAAUAGCCAGGGUCAACAGAAUGGUGGUGUAACGACAGGUACAGCUGCCCCAAAUUCGCCGGGCUCAGCUGGGCGGCAGCAGCAGAUCAGUGGGGGCCGCUUCGACUUCGAGGAUGGCGGCACAUACUGUGGCGGUUGGGAGGAAGGGAAGGCGCACGGACAUGGCGUCUGCACGGGACCAAAGCAUCAAGGCGCCUAUUCCGGUGCAUGGAACUAUGGAUUUGAAGUCUCCGGCGUCUAUAUUUGGCCAAGUGGAUCCUCGUUUGAGGGUCAAUGGCAGAACGGACGCCGGCAUGGCCUCGGUGUGGAGACGAGGGGCCGCUGGAUCUAUAGGGGCGAGUGGACGGGGGGCGCCAAGGGGCGCUACGGAGUUCGGCAGAGUGUGACGUCCACUGCCCGUUACGAGGGCACGUGGGCAGGAGGAUUCCAAGACGGUUAUGGCUCAGAGACUUAUGCAGAUGGCGGAACAUAUCAAGGACAAUGGUUAUCGGGAAAAAGACAUGGUUAUGGCGUCCGGCAAUCGGCUCCUUUUGGCCUGGCGUCACACUAUCGGCCAAAGACUAUACAAACAUCAAUGACAUCGUUACGUAGCAACGAGGGUGAGAAGAGCACAGAUCCAGCUGAUAAGAGGAAUCAUCGCAUUGACGAUGUUCGCGGUGGGUUUGUUCUCAAGGCGAGAUCCGACGAGGCUCCAGCUAGGAGAAAUAGUUUAGUAGAAAAGACCAAAAAAGGGCUUUUGUCGGGUUUAAAAAUUAGGAAACAAAGAAGUACGGGUGAUUUAGAGAAACGGGGAACAGGUGCCUCAGGAAGCAUAAGAUCGACAGUAUCGACAGCAUCAUGGAUCAGUACUGGCUCAUCUCAAUCCGGAAUGACAACAAAGUCGAUGCAUACGGAUUCCAACGCCAGUUUCACGGUUGAUGAGGAGCAAUUGGAUCCGAGUGUGACGGAAAUGUACAUGGGAGAGUGGAAACACGAUAAGCGUGAUGGGUAUGGAAUAUCAGAACGAAGCGACGGCUUGAGAUAUGAAGGUGAAUGGCACAACAACAAGAAACAUGGAUAUGGCGUGACAACGUUUCGUGAUGGUACAAAAGAGGAGGGAAAGUACAAGUGCAACGUGUUGAUCACGAGUCAGAAGAAGAAACACGUGUUCCUGAUACGAUCUGCCAAAUUUCGUGAGCGGAUUGAAGCGGCUGUGAGCUCGGCUCAGCGGGCGUCCAAAUAUGCCCUCCAGAAGGCGGAUAUUGCUAUAUCGCGGACGGCCACGGCGCGCAGCAAAGCUGAGUUGGCUGACAUUAUUUCCGAUCAGGCGAGAAUGGAUUCCGACUUGGCUGUGGCGACAGCACGAGAAUUCGCUCCGGACUUCAAGCCAACAGUACUAGAGCGAUUUGAGCGGUUACGGACUCGAGAGCGACCGAGGCCACCGACAGAACCGCCAAAACUGGAAAUGCUGUCCAGCCCGAAAUCCAUGUCGCCAGAGGCGACAAAGUCACCUACUUCUAGUGCUAUGGCGCCCGCGCGAGCACCCAGUGUGGCGCCUCAACCUCAAAGCCAGGCGGCAUUUCGUCGACAAUCCUUUCAGCAGCAUCAGCAGCAGUCCUUUGACUACUCGCAGAUGAAUAACGUGUCAAAUGUUCAAUAUUCCCAACCACAUAGCCUCAAUAGUAAUGUAGCGGCGAGCCAGACAGACUACAUGGCCAGUGGUCCGUCCAUGUACCAACAACAGCCGGUGCAGCCGCAACCUAACAAUAGUUAUAUGAACCAAUUUUCCAAUCAUCAACUACCGAACUCGCAGAUGACUUACGCGCCAACGCAGCAGGUUCCAUACAAUUCCACGGUGGUUCAGCAGCAGCAGGUGCAACAGCCACUGCCACAGCAACAGCAGCAAAUGUAUGCUAUGAGCAGCAACAUGAGCACUACGAGUGGCCAGAGUUUUGGGAAGAUGAACUCGAUACCUUACAAUCAGCCGCAGCCUCAGACCAAUCCGUACGGAAUGCCGCCGAAUCAGCAGAACUACUACAUGCCGGAUCAGCAGAUGAUGCAGCAACAGCCACUUCAAGACUACCCGACCCAGGUUCAGGGCGGUGCUGGAGUGCCGUCUCGACGAAGUUCCCAGAUGAUGCCCGAAGGUCAACGACCAAUGUUGGGAUCGCACGCCCAACCAUCAUCGAUCGAUCACUUUGAUCACUACAAGCGACCGCCGAGUCGAGACUCAUCCGUGGACAGGUAUACGAGGGCGGCCAGCCGACUGGGAGGCGGAUUCGGUUCCCGGCAGCCGUCCAUUGACCGCACUCUGCCGCCUGCGCCGACGACCGACACCCCGGAUCGCAACGUGAGGGCCGGAUCAGCAUUCCGUCAAAUGGGUCCGAGCCCGCCAUCCACGUCGGCUGGAAAUGGCACAGUGAUGACUGGAUCUGGGUCUCGUAGUGGCACGCCAGUCUACCAGGCUCCCAUGGCGCAGCCAGUCUACUCCUCGCCCAACCAGCCGUUCGAGGAUGUGCUGCUGCGGCAACGCACUCUAGGCCAAGACAUCGUGCCAUCUCCGGCUCAGCCCAAGCGCACCGAGAGUCUGUUCAUUGGUGCCAAGGCGGCGCCUCCCGCCCCAAGCGGCGGGGGCGGCGGCGGUGGCGGUGGUAAAGGACUAAAGAGUGUUCCCAUUUCCAUACCACUCCAGCGGAAGAAAUCGCUGCCGGAUGUGCAAGAGUUACCAAAGAAAUCGGAAAUGAUGAGUCGGGAGGAGGUGUCAGCAUUAGGUUCCGCUCGCCGAGAAGAGGUUCGGCGCCAAAUUGAAAACUCUGAACGAUUAAGGGCCAAUCCAUUAUUAUAUUUAGUCAGUCCACAAGUGAAGGACUGGUUCUCACGACAACAACUAGUGAUGCUGGUGUUGGUUGUAAACAUAGCUCUAGCAAUUAUGUUCUUUAAGAUGCUCACAUAGCGUCGACUGAAGUCCCGUUUGGUCAGUGCACAAUUUUCCCUUGCGAUGGCCACGGGAUGAGCAACCUGAACUGCGCAUGGAACCCAGGAUGUUGUCAUUCUUCAGCAUUGGCUCGUUUAUUGUGCGGACAAGGCAAUUAUAUCCAUGUUCACUGGAUGAACCAGACCAUUUUCCUGAAAAAAAGAGGAAAUUCCAUGGAUUUGGACAGAGUUUUAGCUUUUGAAAAUUAAACCACGAGACAAUCAACAUUCUGAUGUGAGAAUGUUGGAUUGGAUAGUGAACUGAACGAAAAAAAAAAAUUUGCAGCACAUUUUUGGCAGAGAAAAUUGUGUAUUUUUACCGUGCAAAAUGCGGAAGAAGUACUCUUUGUCAAUUGGAAUGGCUUGUCAAAAGUACAGAGGAGAUUGAAGGUAAAGGAAAAGUCGAAAAUGUAACAUUUAUUCAAAACCUUUUUCUCCAAUUUUGAUGUAAAUUUAUAAAAUAAAAAGUCCUAUAAAUAUACAUGCAUAAUAAAUUUAGCAAAGUGGAAACAGAAUGCAAAGUGAGGAUAGAAGAAACCAAACCACUUUUAAUCUUGCUAUUUGUGAUAUUGUCACAGGAUUUUGUGCAAGAUUCUCCUUUUUGGUAACAUUGAUAGCAGACAAAGAUGAAACGUUCUUUAUUAAAUGAUACAAAAGUGUAAAAAAAACACAAUUUUCACUAUUUAAAAGUAACAAUUAAUAUGAAAAUUGAUAUUAUAAUCUAUUCAAGAAAUUCUUUCUACUGAUUUGAAAGACAAAAGUGAGCAAGGGAGGAAUAUUUUGAUGGUGAUUUUAUAAAAAGGAAUCAAUUGAUACCUUGCGAUUCCGCAUUUGAUCAAUCACCGAGAAACUACUGGACUUUUGAAGUCUAAACUAAGAAAAGUGAGUGAAGAAGGAAGAAAGCAUGAUACAAGUUUUGUAAUAGAACAUUAAUCGCGUAAUCGUAAAUACAGAUGCUUAGCUUCUUAAAGAGCGAUUUUAUGAAAAUUUGCAUAAUUGAAAAUCUCAUAAACAGAAAAUACAUUUUUACGGUAAUUGUGAAACUUUAAAAAGAAGAGAAGAAUAAGAAUUCGAUGAUAAAAGAGAUGAUAUUGUUAAAAGAAAAUUUAUCAAUUAUUCUUGUUUUUUAUUAUAUUAUAUAGAUUUAUAACAUAUAAGAAUGUUGCGAAAUAAUUUAUAUUGUUUUCUUUACACAAUUUCUUUUCAUUUCUAUCUCAUACCUUCUAAUCCUGUAUGCUUCCUUCAAAUACUACGAAUUGUUGAGACUCUUCAUAUUUUUUAUUAAUUGUUUUAUAAUUUAUUGUAUAGAUUUAUUGUUAUCACAGUUUAUAUCCCUCGAUCGCCAGAGAAAACAAUAGGAGAAGGAGCAAAUUAUUUGCAAUGUUUAAUUUUUGUUUCAACUAAAAAUCAAUAAAAAUAACUUGUAGUUUAGAUGCAUUUUUGAGUUUCACACACACACAAACACACACAAACACUUUCUGGCUGAUGAAAUUGCAACACUGUGCAAUAGAAUAAUCGCUAAUGCGCUUUUUUUUAUUGGUGAAUGACUAAAGAAGAAACAAUAUGUAAGUAAAGUAAAAUUUGCAAAGCAUAGAUAAUUUAUUUGAAAUGUGCAAAUUAAAAAGACACUUAAUUAAAAUUCAAACGUUAAACAAAGGGAUAAAUUAGCCAAAAGUGAAGUUCGUUUUAGUUUUCUAAAUAUAUAAAUUACUGUUAAAUAAUUAUGCAUAAAUGAAUAAGGUGAAAAUCAACUAUAUUUGUUAAAAGGAAAAUUAUAAUAAAAAUUAUAUCAACGUUAUCUGCAUAAUCAAUUUUUAGUAAGGAGUAAGCGAGUCGGAAAAAGAUUAAAAAGAAACUUUCUAUUUGAAUAACAUUGGAAUGCAAGAGUUCCAAUUGAUGGUAAUGAAAAAAUUUCCUUUUCUACAAGAGUUUGUAUUAAAACGAAUGUCAAAUUUUAACUCCAAUGUUCAAUUACUGUAUAAAAUUCAGAGAUUAAUAUGUUGCUAAUAAAUGAAUUAUCAUACAAUAAUUUCCUAAUUUCUUUUUGAAAAAUAACACAACAUGAAGCACAAAGUGUACAAUGUAUGCUCUCUUAAGUUCUGAGAAUAAUAACAACUUCUUCGAUUAGCUAUUUUAUUUGAAAAACCAAGGAAAUACGUGACACAGAGCUGAGAAAGUGAACUCUUGCUGAGAAGUAUAUUAGAUAAAAUGCCCUUAGUAUUGAAAAGAUAAAUAAACUUGAUUAGAGUGACUAGGCUUUUUUACACUUUGAAAUGAACAAAAGAAAAUACCAAAAAUAUCACACUUUUAAUAAAUAAUUUACCAAUAAAGAGAAAAACUCGCAUUAUCAACACUUUUGUGUAUAAUGUAUGGAGUGAAAUUGAAGGCAGAUGAAGAUAAGUGACAUCCCAAAGAAAUUCAUAAUUUUAACGUAUUGAUCUUGAGUAUAGAAAUAGAACUUUUUCUAAAGUAAAAUUGUGUAUUUGAACUCUUUUGUCACAAUAGAAAAAAAAGAAGGAAAGGUAAUACAAAGGCAAGUAUGCAAAGUUCUUCAAUGAGAUAGCUAGAUGAAAAGUUAUAUUAAAAUGGCGACAAUUGUGAAAAGAAAGGUUUUUUUUUAGAUUUCUGUUGAAUAUUUAGAUGUAAAAUCUUUUAUUUCUUCUUAAUGUUAAAGUUUUUAUUAUUUGUAAUAAUAAACUAAUUGCUGCAUAUUAUGACAUAUUGUAAUUAAAAUCAAUCGGACAGUUCUUGAAAAUGUGAAUGAGAAUAUGCAAUAUAUGAGAAAAGGCAAAACUGACAAACUUGGAUUUUUUGUAAUUAUGAGAACGAAUUUUCAUCCCACUCAGUAUAAGGAUUUUGAAGUUCUCUGUGUUGUGUGCCAGAGAAACUUCACAUUCCUUAUGCAGAGACGACCCUUUAGAAAGAUAUAAUACUUCUUAUGUUUCUAAUUUACUAUGAGUUUAAUGAAAAUCAUAAUUAAAUAAAUAUAAAUUUACCAGAA